CAUGUUCUUGGAAGACGACCACACCAACGUCCACAUACCAUAGUGUCACUAUGGCCAGGAUUCCACACGCGGGUGGUUUAAUAGUGUAAACCACUCUCUCUCUCCUGCUUGCCCUUCACAAAUUCUACAACCUAUAUCACAAUUUACUGUCCUACAGAAGUUGUGAUAGUAUUCGGCCUACAAUGGCAAGAAGGAGAGAAAUGAGGUUGUAGAAGCAGCGUGCUGGAUGUCUUGUGUGGUAUACCGACUCGGGACUCGAGAGAUCCCCGCAAAUGCCAUCAUGCACUCCACUCCUUCCUUUUCAGCACCUUAGAUUAAGUCUUAAUCUACUUAGCUCCGCCUAAAUGCAUCGCAACACAAGGCUCCCUUACCUUCAUGACUGGAAAGGUAUCCAGAGACACUACCUCCUCCCUUUUCUAGGUAGGACAUACUAUAGUUUGAAGGAUCGAAUAAUGAAGUAGCUCUCUCACAUAACGAUCAUCACAGGGUCACUGCGUGAUAACAAAUAAUGAUUGGAAAUAGAAGUUAUCCCGGGUAGCGACUCAUAAGAUCAUGCAACUCGGGAGAUCAAGAAGGGACUAUAUAUGGAAGUAUCAUCGCACCGAUCUACCAGAUUGUUUCCUGCACCAGGCAUCCUUGAGCCCCUCUAUUACAGCGCGCGUUUCCUAAACACGUGUCAGCCUGCUUUUUGUACAUUAUCAAAUGGCUCCUAUCAAUUUGACAGCUGCUUUGCUUUUGUUCGUGUCCGCGGCGUGGGCUAUCGACAUACCAACAGCUCCAACAUGGCCUAGUGGAAGGUGUACUGAUAAAAGUUUGAGCAUACCUUCAUGGAUACUUUCCCAUUAUCGCGUCGUGAACGGCGUUACCAGCUUCCGGAUCACUAAUCGCGCUUCGGAUCCCACGGGUCUCUACGCUGACGCUACAUGCUCGCCCGGCACAUCGCGAUGUCAGCUAUCAAGUGCUGGGGAAUCUAUGUCCGCGACUCUGACCACUGCAUCCAACGGACGUGCGACAGUAGGCAUCACAGACUUCUGGAUCUGCGGAGACGAAGGUGACAGAAUCAACUUCAAGGCCAAAGGGAAUACAACGAUCACUGCGUGUGAAGGCACUGACUGCACCUCCGGAAUUGACUACCUUGUUCCUGGGACUUUGGAAUUACCUGUACCUCUUACUCCCACUCAACCAAAAGCGCCACCGGGUGUCGAUGCACCGAGUUGUGCGAGUGUUGGGGAGAAGCAGUGGACGGUUGAUUCUGUGACGUACAAAAAGGUUGCAGUUGGGCAAUGCAAGCAAUGGUACAUCCAGGACUAUAUUUGUUUAGAUCCCAUAGGCGACUUGAUCUCUAAAGGCGAGUAUCUCUCACUACGGGUCAAGAACAAUGGUAUCUCUCACGAAGUUACAUGUGACUUCAAAGCCGAAUACGAGAAGUACACAAUACCGCAACCCCUUCGGUGCACGGGUGGAGAAUAUGGACAGAUAAUUCUCGACGUGACUUGGACGGGCACUUCCCCAGAUUUCAAUCUCAAGGUAGAGGAACUGUGGUACUGCAUCGAGAACCCAACUCAAAACUCCGAUGUGUCAGCGCUCAUUGCAACGGGCAGCACCGACCUUAAACUCAACUGUGAGACAACCCCUGGCAUCACAGGAGCCCCUGACGAUCUUAUAACCACCUGCAACGAUCCAUCUGGCAGCCACUUCCUUGUCGGCACACAGAAGAGCAAGGCAACGCUCCCCGCGUUCUCUCUCGUCACAGCUUGGCCUGUUCACGGUGGAUGCACGUUUGACAGCGUAAGAAACCCUACCUGGGGUUUUCGUGGCAUGAGAUAUUGGUAUUACCCAAACAUGACGUUCCAACAGUAUGCCGUCGGUGUGCUGGGGCCCAACUUCGAGUUCUGGAUCUACGACCAUGGUGCGCCUAUUCGUGGUAGCGGCGAGGACGCAGUUUACAACUGUAACGUAUACUACGAUGGCAAACCUCGUGAUCAACAUUACAAAUGUGAAAUUUCUAUACAUGCGCCUGAGCGUACUGUCUGGCUUACCAAGGGCUGGGAGUGUCGGGACAAGAACCAAAACGAGCCGUUGUUCUUUGAAGGCUCCGGAGAUUUCGACUGGAGUAUCUACCCACAACAUAGCUGCGGGGUUGGCGGCGUUGGAUUCGAGGGUACUACGGCUUGUAUAUGGAGGGGAGCUACGAAUAGCGCCCCUGGGAUCCCCUACGACAUACCAAAGGUUACAGUCAGUACUGUGCAUGUGCUUCCGCCCGACUACAGCCAGGCAGGUGCUAAUCAGUUUGCCCCUGAUACUUCCGUGAUGACUGUUUUCCAGAACAAAGAGUGGAAAAUACCGGAGUAGGCCAUCUUUCUUGCAAGUGGCAGGUUGCGAUUCUUAUCUGCACGGGUCUAGGCAAACGACCUCGUUCGUUGAUAUCUUUCAAUCAGCUAAAAUCGGUAGAUACUGGUGACAAGCGUAACCACAUUUAUGGAAUACAGUCUGGCAUGUGUGGAUUCGGUGUGC
This is a messenger RNA of Periconia digitata, 2514 nucleotides long. NCBI's taxonomy places the organism in Eukaryota, Fungi, Ascomycota, Dothideomycetes, Pleosporales, Periconiaceae. The record is from the annotation of a GenBank genome assembly.